AUGGGGACGGAGGAGACAGGCGUAAUUCGGCCGUCUGAUGCGGCCGCGCAACCGCCACGUCUGACGCCGGCCGAAUUUAAGGGAAAAGAAUGUUCACCACUCCACACAAUGCUGGCACUACUUUUAUGGCUUGGCGCCAUUCAUUUCAACGUCAUCAUCUUUUUCGCUGCCUUCGUUUUCCUUCCUCUUCCCAAAGCCAUGGCGGUAGUGGUUUUAUUGGUGAUAUUUAUGUUGAUUCCAAUUGACGAGAAAAGCAAUUGGGGCCGCAAAUUAGGGAGGUUGUUUGAGGCCUCUGAGAAAAACGUUUCUUUAGGUAUUAGAGAAUGUCCUGAGUCGGACAUGGCUGUUGAACCAAUAUUGUCUGUAUCUGACCGGGCCAUAGUCUGUUACGAGGAAGUUGGGGCUUGUUUGAGUCCAUGGGUGGGAGGAGAAAGAAAGGAGAAAUUUGUAGGUUUUCUUGGCAACUGUAUCCAAACUGGUAAGGCAUUUUUGGCUGAAAUGGAGAUGGAUAUGCUUAAUGUGCAGAUAGCAUUAUCUUUUGGAAUUUGUGGAACUGAUGGUGGUAAAAGGGGGUAAGAAGCCAUUGGUAGUUUCCAUAUAGUUUGAGUUGUGCUGCUAUAUUUCACUGAACAACUUACUUUGACUAUGUUUUUUACAGGAGGAUAUAUUGGCUAAUUUAGACUCUGCUUGACUCUUAGUUUCACGCUUAUCCAAAUGGGCCAAGCUUUCUUGGGGCUCAGUUUGCAUCUGAAAGGUCCGUAUCAAUGUU
Messenger RNA from Ilex paraguariensis (yerba mate), 769 nucleotides. The record is from the annotation of a GenBank genome assembly. Lineage: Eukaryota; Viridiplantae; Streptophyta; Magnoliopsida; Aquifoliales; Aquifoliaceae.